Protopolystoma xenopodis is the source of this 141-nucleotide messenger RNA. NCBI's taxonomy places the organism in Eukaryota, Metazoa, Platyhelminthes, Monogenea, Polystomatidea, Polystomatidae. The record is from the annotation of a GenBank genome assembly.
AUGAAGCAGGGAACAGUUAAGCAAUUAAUCAGUCUCAAUGAUCAUGAAGGAGCCGUUAUUCUAGCUGAGGUCUGCCAUGGAUAUUUGAUCUGCGCUACAAACCUUACUUAUCUACGACUCUUCGAUCUUACUAGACGGUGA